GCCACUCGCAGAGUGCACACGUGCCCCAGAUUGCUUCGGGGGGUCUGCCUUCCUCUGCACUCGAUUCUGCUCCACCCCAAUUUCAAGCGCCUGGAAAUCUCCUCCGCCCUCGCGCACCGCAGCGCAACGCCGCUCCUUUGAUGAGUACUGCGUUUUGGUGGCCGUUAUCGGGUGAAGGCUGUCCACUUUCGAUUGUAAGGUAUUUCUUCAUUUUGGAAAGCGGAGGCAGUAGUUUUCUCCUAGCCUGCCCGAAUUUCGACAUGCGUUGGUGUUGUGAUAUGGCGCCAUGCAUUUUUGUGCCCCAAUUACCGCAGGGAACGUGUUUAACUCGGACUUGAGGGACCCUGAUACGUUAGUUUCUCCAUUUUGCUUGGUAUCAAACAAUUUCAGAAUAAUAGAGAGCGAGAGCACGAGAAGUUGAGACUUCAGCGACAUUUUUCUUGUCGGGUGGUCAGGUAGCCGUAGAAUACUUGGUUUGGUAGAUAACUAAGGGAUGCCUCGAUCAUUAUCCCGGUCGAGGUCCCCGCCUCGCAAAGAGCGGCACCGAACUUCUGCACGAUCACCCUCGCCUACGAAAUACCGUCACAGCACAAAACGGAGGAGGGAAUCACAUAGAAGCCGAUCACCGGUGCAUCAUGUUCACAGCAGGUACAGGAGUCGGACACCAACUCCUAGGCGUUCAAAGCGGCGUAGUCGUUCAAGAUCACCAAUUAGAUCCCGAAGUUCAAGUCUUCUCUCCCUUGAACGAAGAAGAGCCUUCGACAAGGUUCGAGAAGACGAAGAGCUUGAGAAGAAAAGGCGGCAGCAAGAGGCUGAAGCAAAGGUUAUUGAGGAAGAAACCGCAAAAAUAAUAGAACAAUCUAUUAGAAAGAAAGUUCACGAGGCUCUACACUCGGAAGAGUUUAAGAAGGAGAUUGAGUCGAGAAUACAGGAGGGCAGGAAAAAAAUUAUUGAUGACAUUGCCGCUCAGCUUGAGAGAGAAAAGGAGGAAGCACUUGCAGAAGCCAGGAGGAAUGAGGAGGAAAAAAUGAGGGAGAAAGAGCAGCUAGAACAGAUGCUCGAAGAGAAUCGACGAAAAAUCGAAGAAGCUCAAAGGCGAGCAGCUGAGGAGCAGGCCAGAAAAGAGGAAGAACGUUAUCGUGAGUUGGAGACUCUACAACGGCAAAAGGAGGAAGCGUUGCGAAGGAGAAAGUUGGAAGAGGAGCAAGGACGGCAAGAACAAAUGAAAAUCUUGGGCAAAAAGAACACUCGCCCCAAGUUGUCGUUUGCGCUUGGGUUCAAGUGACUAGCAACUUUGUAUUGUAUUGCAUCAGGAUAGUCUCUUAUUUCGUAGCAUGUUCUUUUCUUUUCUUUAAUUUUGUUUCUUUUCCCCCUUCAGAGCAUUCUACCGUUGUUAAGUGAAGCGAUGAGUUGGUAGCUCUUAGGUUUAGGAAGUUGUGUGCAUCUCGCAGCCAGGUAGUGGGUUGGAUAGAAAAAAAUGAAUGUUUUCAAGAGAACUCAAUGUAAAUCGUAUUCUUGACUUCCUACAAACCUCAUCUUUUUAUUUGUU
Molecule: messenger RNA, 1549 nt
Organism: Physcomitrium patens
Lineage: Eukaryota; Viridiplantae; Streptophyta; Bryopsida; Funariales; Funariaceae
Cellular component (GO): nucleoplasm; mitochondrion
Molecular function (GO): cadherin binding
Source: RefSeq, a predicted model, not a curated record